GAGAAAAUGAGGUGAGUGUUGACUGUACAGUUAAGACAAAUGUUUGUAUUACAUACAUUAUAAUUUGUUUCAAUGAGAUAAGGCAUGAUUGUUUAUCUGAAUCAUUUUAGAUAUACUCUUUCAUCUGGUCAAUUCAUACUUGUCUGCUCGGUCAUCUUCUUGGUUUUGAAAUUUAUCGACUGUCAUGAAAUUUGCACAAAAUUUGAAUUUGAGGAUUAUAAAAAGGUGAUUUUUGAGAAUAAUUCUCAUGAAUAUUCUCAUCAUUAUUACUACUCCCGAGUAAUACGCUUUAAUCAGCCUCCUCCAGUUAUAAGUGACAAUUUCGAGAAGUUAGAUAUUUCUCGGAAUGUUGUUCCAGAGUUCGUGAUUAAAUUUUACGGUAAUGACAUUACAUCACUCUCCAUAAACAGACAAGGUUUGAUAACAAUCAAAAAAGGAAGAUUCGACGGCAACAUUUUCAAUAUAUUGAUAGGCGACACUCAGAAAAACUUUCAGAUUUCAAAUGGAAAUCUUACAUUCAAGGUAACCACUAUGAUAAAUUCAAAUGGGAAGAUAUCUUUCUAUUAUGAAAACGUUACUAAAGCAAUUAGAAUAAAAGACGUAGGAUCGGGCUUUAGCAGUGAAAUUCAGUGUGGAAAAGCAGGAGGUAAGUAAAGUUAUUUAUAUUUUAAUUUACACUGGCCUACAUGAACAGUCAUCUGUUAGCCUUGACUUCCUUUCUAUUUAUACUCAAUAAUCUUUGUGUCAACACAGAAAUUUGCCUUAAUCUAUCUUAGUGAUCUAAUACACCUUUCUUACGGUCCACAUAAUUCAGUAGUUUCCUGUGAAAACAGAUUGGUUGAAAUGUCAUUAAAGUGUUAAUGAAAAACGUGUGAAGUAAAAUCUGAAUGCUUCUGGUAAACUCAUUGUCCAAACAUUACUUUUUUUUGAAAAUUCAACGUGGAUGAUGUGCUUACACAUCUUGAAGCUAAGUUUUAGUAUCGUAUAUGAUAAUAAAUGAAGGUGCAAACUAGUGCUGAAAACACCACGUUCUUUGAUCAAGUGUUUUUUACAGUGAACUACUGAAUUCUUCUGAACCGUAAUCAAGUAUCUGUGUCUUCAUUCGAACAACCGUCAUCCAUGUUGGUGUCACAAAAGCGAUUCUGUAUCAUAUGCUGAAUUCCGUAAACAAUGAAUUUCACGAUCCACGUCUGCUGACGCAAGCCUAACCUGGUAUACUGAGUAAUAUAACUAUGUUGUGUGAAUAUCUUCAUCAUGGAUAUUCAGAAACAUCGGUUCCAUUUUUUAAUAGCCGCUCGUUAACCAAAAUCUGAGUUGUUUUCCUCUGUAAAAUGAAUUUCAGAAGAUGAGAAAAAUCCUGAAAUUCGUGUUCACAGAAAAUGGAUCCGAAGUGGAACGUUAGUGGAGUUUGAAGCUCUCGGGGGUAUGUUAAACCUUAUUGUAUCACAAAUGACUAUUUCCAAAGUUCAAUGCUCAAGUUUGUUUCAAGAAAUUGAAAACUUUAUGUGCGAUUUCGGUAAAUAAUUAAGUGAAAUUUGGCUACCAGUAUCAAAUGACGUUAUUUUAUACGUGGAUUCUCUGUUGGUUAUUUAAAAUGAUGAAGGACGGAUGUCCUUCACGUCCUCACGUGGAUAAAAUUCACUAAAGCGUACAUGAUGUUACAGUACAUACUUGUACAGUAUCAAAAAUACUGAAGAUUUUCAUGUUAGGUAUCUGUUUUCAUUUCUCAUUGAUAUGCAUGAUGAGUAUUCGCAAAUACCAUUAUGUUCGUCAUGUGUUGGAGUAUUGAAAUAACAUCACUGCGACUGAGAAAUUCAUUUCAUAAUCUAAUGUUUGGAUUGACUACAAUAUUCGUUGAAUAAAUAUCGAUGAAUGUUCAUGAUUCAACUAGUGUGACGCGCUA
This is a messenger RNA of Schistosoma margrebowiei, 1903 nucleotides long. The record is from the annotation of a GenBank genome assembly. NCBI's taxonomy places the organism in Eukaryota, Metazoa, Platyhelminthes, Trematoda, Strigeidida, Schistosomatidae.